Linum trigynum is the source of this 390-nucleotide messenger RNA. Lineage: Eukaryota; Viridiplantae; Streptophyta; Magnoliopsida; Malpighiales; Linaceae. The record is from the annotation of a GenBank genome assembly.
AUGUACACAAGGUGCGGAACCAUAUCAUCAGCAAGACAACUCUUUGACAGAAUGCCAACCAAAGACAUUGUGGCCUGGACAUCAAUGAUCGAUGGCUAUGGAAUCCACGGGCUAGGCCUCGAAGCUCUAAAUCUCUUCCACACGAUGCCGGAGGAACGAUCAGUCGCCCCGAAUUCCAUAACAUUCCUCAGCUUGCUAUCCAGUUACAGCCACUCUGGCUUAGUACGAGAAGGCUGCACACUGUUUGUCACCAUGAAGCACGUACAGCAUCGAACCGGGUCUAGAUCACUACACAUGCUUGGUGGAUCUCCUGUCCUUGAUUCUGAAGAUGUGAGCCCAUUGGAGCUGGAUCCGUUGGGGCCCAAACACGUUUCCGGUGGCCCGUUAUAG